AUGGGUGACAUGACAACCAACAUAUCACUUACAAAAUCAAGGUUAUCAGGAUCUGUGAUGUGUUGUGUUCAGACAAAGUUGAGUCACUUCAAACAAUGCAAAGGUGGUGAGAGUAACAAUCCUAUCCGACACCCUAUUUUCUUUGAAACGCCACACAUUCAAUAUUGUGGUGAUUAUAAUUUAGAAGCAAACGUAUGUCGUACCUCAGGAUUCGUAUCCAAUAUAAGACCAUCAAUUCGAUACAACGGUAAACUCGAUGAGAAAGACAACCCAGCUUUCAGAAACAUACUGAGCAGUAAUUACCUUUCCACAAACCAUAAAGAUUUUUUGCCGUAUUCCAUGCCAUCUGGGAAAGAAACUUUACCUUACCUUACAAAUCAACUAGCAAACGAGACAAACGUAUCAAAAGUCUUUUCGACAGGAAACUAUUUUUUUGAACAGAAGUUUAAAGAUAUCUUUACUCCAAUACUACCAAAGGGAAAACUUGUACUACCAACAAAAGCAGGUCCUUGUAACAUCGAAGACGAAAACUUCCGUCAUGGCCUUAAUACAUAUUCUAUGACCGACGUAGUCCAUUACAGUCGAAUUAAACCAAGACCGUAUGAUAUGUUCAAAGUUACUGUCGGUCGUAAGAAAGAAUCUGGAUCUACUAGUAGUAUAAGCAACUUUAAUGUAAUCAGCAACCGUUUCAGAUACUCGUUUACAACUGUUCAACCAGGUCGGAAAACUGAUAGAUUAGCAGGCCAAACUGCUUAUAUGAGUGAUUUUAGACCUUUUUGUUAUAAAAAUGGUUCUGAGCUUUUCUCAAAUUGGGUAGGCAACUUAUCGCACCAGGAGCCAACUGAUUAUGUUAUUCAAAAUAAAAUUUGGCCUGAAUACAAAAGUCAUCAUUCAUAUUAUAUAUUUAAGCACUCUGAGGAUUUUCCAGAAGUAUAUUUGGAAAAGUUAAAGACGAAUGAUUCAGCCGAAUAUCAAAGUGCUACUCAUAAAUCCAAAGAACCAAGUAUAACAAAGGGCUCACAGAAUGAUUUACAAAAUCAACCUAAAUCAUCAGCUGAACUGUUAGGUAGAGUGACCAUCGGUCGAUUAGAACCGAGUGGUUCCGCUUUGAAUAUUUCUGGACAUGUUCAAAGUCAAGAUAUGCCACUGGAUCGUUUUAUAACACACAACAUGACUAGAUUCUACUACCCACCACCUGGCCAAGGUGAUGGAGACCGAGGACAUAUUCUCUUUAAUACACAACCUCUCAAAGAAACAGCGACUUCAAGAUCAGUUAGACUACAUUAUCUUGAACCACAAACGCCAUCAACUGAUAAAUUGGGUACCGAUGAUCCCUACCAAUCAAAAAGUAUUUUGGCAAGAGAUACACUUCUCAGACGGACGACGAAUAAUAUUAUGUGA
This is a messenger RNA of Schistosoma guineensis, 1401 nucleotides long. The record is from the annotation of a GenBank genome assembly. NCBI's taxonomy places the organism in Eukaryota, Metazoa, Platyhelminthes, Trematoda, Strigeidida, Schistosomatidae.